AUGGCGCUUGAAGGAAGCACCCUACUUGCAGGCCUUGGGGGCUUGCCAGGGACAGCACCUGUUACAAGAAGCUCUGCAGAUGCUCCUCGAAGCGGUCUUACAGCCUCAUGGGGUGUUAGUUCUGAUUGUAGUGUAGGGGGGCCCCCAGGGGCCCCUGAGGGUUUAGGAGGGGGGCCCCCCUGCAGCUCUCGUGCUCGGCAAGUGCUGCUGGAGGCUUUAAUGAGAGUAAAGAAAAAAGAUAAAAAGCAGUUUUUCGCUGUUGCUGUUGAUUCAAAGUUGGUGCCGGACUACCACCUUGUUGUAAGGGAGCCGAUGCACUUUGAGGCAAUUCGAGAAAAAAUCGAAAAUGGAGUAUAUCAAGGGUUUUAUUGUAUCAUUUUGCUUUGUACGUGCAUCGUACAGUUCUCUGAAUUCGACAAAGAUAUAGCUCUUAUUGUUGCUAACUGUCGGCUGUACAACCACCCUGAUACUCCUUUCUGCCGUGCUGCUGCACUUGUUGAGGGCUGCUGGGAGAAGUUUAGAGAUCGAUUUAAAGCUAAGUUUGCUGCUGCUCAGCAAGCAGAUGCUGCUGCUGCAGCAGCAGCAGCAGCAGCAACCGAAGGGAAAGAAGAUAAACAUACUGUUGCUGCCGCUGCUGAUAGACCUGAAGACAAUUCAGCAGAAAGAGAUAUCGCAGCUGAGCAACCAGGCGAAGUUGGGCGGAGCCUCGAUGCAGAAGAAGUGCAUGAAAUUGAGAACGUCUGGAACCGACAGAGAUUAGCAGCAUCUUUGCUGAUGCGCUCUGCAUGCAAUCCCCGUGCUGCUGCUGCUUUGGGGCUGCUGCAGCAGCAAGCCGUGGAGUCUACUGCUGCAGCUGACGCGCAGCAGCAAACCCAUCCUGCAGAAGAAGCUCCUUCUCAUGGAGUGGUCAGCAGCAACCCCCUGACAGAUCCUUUUUUCUGGUUUUCCUUCAUGCUGCCUGAUGCGGCUUUGGAGGCAGAGGCAGCAGAGCGCGCUGCAGCGGGAGACACAGCAGCAGGAGCAGCAGCAGGAGCAGCAGCAGGAGGGGGGGAGGGGCCCCUUGGUUCUUUACAAGCAGCAAGCAAGGGCUUUAAUGUUUUAGAAUAUCCUAUGCAGCCUCUACCAGGGUCUCGAUCUAUGAUGAGGCGGCACCAGGGGUCUCGUAACCUAUCAUAUAAUGCGAGUCUGUCUUGCUGCAGCAUGCUAGACUUUCUAGGAGCUGAAGCCCUCAAACGAUUGGAAGCAGAUUGCCCUCAGCUGCGACUUACAGUGCGGAGGCUGAAGCAAAAAGAACCCCCUAAGUCGCCUCUUACAGAUAUUCGACUCUUUGGCAUCGAUACACCGGAUUUUUCAGAGUUUAAUUCACGUUUACGAUUUGAUCAAUCUCUUUUGCUUGGCGUAGGAGAGGCGCAUGUGCUGUCAGCAAGAACUUUAUCUAGAAUACCCUCAUCUGGGGGCCCCCCAUCUGCUAGUACUGGGGGGGCAUAUGGGGCCCCUGGGGCCCCUGCUGUACAGCCACCUCCUAUUUGUACAGAUGUCCUUCUUGCUCUCUGCGGAACAAGCAGAAUCAGCAGCAGUAGCAACCCAGUAGCUGCUGCUGUCUUUGCCCAGGAGCAGCAGCAGAUGCGCCUCCGCCUGUUGCAGGCUGCAGCUAAAGCAGCAGCAGCAGCAGCAACGCCACUGGGAAGACUAAGCCAAAGGCCCGCAAGAGAAGAGGGGGGGGCCCUCACAUCUCCAGCAACGCGGGGGCCCCCACUGAAGCGUCUGAAGACAGACGCAGCGGAGGCAGAGGGCACUGCAGCAGCAGCAGCAGCAGGAGCAACUGCUGCUGCUGCUGCGGGGCCUGCUGCUUCAGUAAAACCAUCCGAAGAAGCUGCUGCAGCCACUCAGACAGACGCAGCAUUGCUGCAACAGGGAGACAAAGUAGCAGCAGCAGCAGCAGCAGCAGCAGCUCCGGUAGCGGGGACUUCAGGAGCACCCCCCAGGAACCUGCCUGUACACUUCGAUGCUCUGUAUGAUUUGCUGCUGAGCACGCCGCAGCAGAAACAGCAGCUGCAGCAGCAGAUGCAACAGCAGCUGUUGCUGCAGCAGCAGCAGGGGCUUACAAGUGCGCACAUGCUUCAACAGCAACAGUUGCAGCAGCAGCAGCUGCAGCAGCAGCGCCUUCGACGCCCAGGACCCCCCUUGCCGGGGGCCCCACUUCAGGGGCCCCCACUUGGGGCCCUUCCGGGACCUAUUGCAGGCCCUAUCUCAGGCCUUGCUCAACAACAGCAGCAGCUGCUGCGCCAAAAUAGGCAGCUGAAUGUGCUUCAGCAACAACUGCAGCAGCAACAACUGCAGCAGCAGCAACUGCAGCAGCACCAAGUCAUGGACGCUGCAAAGCAGCAAGUCCUUCAGCAGCAGCAGCAGCAAGUUCAGCAGAAUGUUGCUGCUGCUGCUGCAGCUGCAUCUUCGACCGCGGGUCAUUCAUUACCGCCCUUCCAGAUGUUCCAGCAGCAGCAUCCUCAGUUACUGCUGCAGCAGCAGCCACAACAACUGCAGCAGCAGCUUCUGCAGCAGCAGCUUCUUCUGCAGAGGCAGCAGCAACAGCUUCAGAUGACAGGCCAGCAGCCUGCUGUGGCUGUGCGCACUGCGCAGCUGCUGCAGCAGUUGCAUCAGUUGCAGCAGCCGCAGCAGCAACUGCCGCAGCUGCAGCCGCAGCAGCAGUCUGCUGCGUGGCCGCAGCGUUGA
Molecule: messenger RNA, 2730 nt
Organism: Eimeria acervulina
Lineage: Eukaryota; Apicomplexa; Conoidasida; Eucoccidiorida; Eimeriidae
Exons: 8
Coding region: 1-2730 (909 amino acids)
Molecular function (GO): protein binding
Source: RefSeq, a predicted model, not a curated record